GCUCCUGAGAGGAGUGUGUGGCCGCCACUGCUGAUGCUGCUGACGCUGCUACUGCGGGUGGAGGGUCCAGGGCAUGCUCGCCUCACAUCAGAUGACGUUGCUUUGCCUCAAAGGCCUGAGCCUGGGAGUCACUGGGGGCAGACGCACGCCGAGCCACGUGACACCAGACAGAGAUGUGUCCUGUUGUUGACGAGACAGGGGAGCAAAGGCCCAUCUGGUCCAAAACAAGGCAGCGAUGGCAAAGAGAGAUUACCUGGUGGAGGCGGCCAAGCAGAUCCGCAUGGCACUGGACAGUGAGGUCAAUGAGGACUAUGAGGCCGCCUUCAGUUACUAUAAGAACGGGGUGGACUUGCUGCUGAAUGGGGUUCAGCUGGAUCCAAACAAGGAACGUCGGGAGGCUGUGAAGAGGAAGACAACCCAAUAUCUGAAGAGAGCUGAAGAAAUCUUCAUAACACAUCUGCAGGACAACUUGGGGAAGGGAAGCUCUCAUUUAGGGGGUUACAGCAGCCUGAGAUUCCGUCCAAUCAGACACUUGAGUUCACCUGUGGAGGAUCUGGAGAUGUGUAAGGUGGUGGGAGUGACUGAUAAGGUCCUGAUUGUCCAAAGUAUGGUCAAUAAGGAGACAUUUGUUGUUAAGAGUCUGGUCAAGUCGAGCUGGGAGAGCAGGGAUCAGUCGACCAUCAUUCCUCAGGGGGUGCCAUACAUGGUGAAGCUGCUGAGAUUCUACGUCAGCGAGGAUGCUGUGUACCUGCAUCUUGAGCAUGUCAAAGGUGGGAGGCUCUUCUCCAAGCUGCACAAGUUGAGGAACGAGAAGGCCAAGGAACACCCAGAAUGCUUCACUUCUGGCCAACCCAGCAUCAAGCUGAAGACCAGCUACACCUCACCCACCAUCAGCACAGACUACCAGCACAACAGCACAGGGAGCGCGGGGGUGAUUCCGGAUAAAUUAAGCGAUGAGAGCCCAGACACCGACUUCCCCACCUCAUGGGAUGAGACUCAGCAGCGACUGGAGAGCUGCGGGACUCACUCCUACAUCGAGGAGACGGGUUGUCUGCAGAACACACGUUCCGCAGCAUCGUUUUAUACCAAGCUCGAUCGGCUAACUCUGAAUUCAGGCUCGGCGAGGACACAGGUCAACACCCGCAUCCAUCCACCAGCUCCCAGUUUGUGUUUGCACUCGGGUGAAACUCAGGAACAGCCUGCUCUUCCUCUUGCUUGCUCUCGUGUCAGUCAAGCUCUUGACGUCAUGUCAGAACUGCAAACAAAUAAAGCUGCAUUGGGACUGACAGAGUGCAGCUCUGAGUUUGAAGUGGCUUGGAAAGUUGCAGAUCCAGUUCAUAACUGUGUACAAAUGAACCCCUAUGCAGUGACCGACAGUCAUUUCAAUAGCCCGCUGGGACAAACCCCACCUCAAACAAAUCAGACCUCAUUUGCAAAAGCAGGAUCACCAAACAGUGAAAUUAACGGUUUGAGUUCAUCCCCUGCCAUUUUGCAUCUUCCUCUCUAUUGCCAAACCCAGAUCUGUGGCAGGGCAUCAUGGGAUACCAAUGGCUCACACCUAGGAUCUGUUUUGAUGGGAAACUCUGCAGAUGUGGUCACAGACUCGAAGAGAGACGGCAGCAGUCCCACCACAGAGGAGAGAAAUGGCAUGGUGGUCCUCAGGAGCACAGACAGAGCAGUAUUCUCUGACCACACAGACACCAUAGAAUGUUCUGUCCCUUUCUCUGCUUCCCUCUGCCACGGCAUUGCAGGGAAACAGGGGGCAUUUUCAGGGAUCCCCUCGGCCCUCUCAGGGGUGAACAAAGGGGAAACACGUUCCAGUCAGACAAGGGAGGGUGUGGAGGAGGCCUCCGAAUUGCUGUGUCCCGGAGAGAAGGUGGCAUUGGGAAGAGAGCAAUCAUUUGUGGGCUGGUUGUCCUCCAGCACUACUGGAGCCUCGUCCCACAGGGGGGAUGAGGAGGUGGAUGAUUUCCUUAAAUCAGAAGAAUCGGAGGAGCUAGGGGAAGACCAGAUCAUUGAGGUGGAUGGCUGGUGCCACCUGCCUCGGUUCCCUGUGAAGUCCUCCAUGCCUACAGGUAAGGCCAUGCCGACCUGCUGGGGCCUUCCAGAGGCAGAGGUACGUGUCUGGGGGGCUCAGAUUCUGCUGGCCCUGGAGAGUCUCCAUCAGCAAGGCAUCCGGUGUCGGGACCUCAACCCUAAAAAUGUUCUGCUCACGAGCAACGGAAAGGUGCGUUUGACUUUUUUCGGACAGUGGAGUGAGGUUCAGUCAGAGAUCAGCUCCAAAGCCAUGGAACAGAUGUACUGUGCGCCAGAAAUCGGUGGUGUGGCCAGGGUGACGGAGGCUUGUGAUUGGUGGAGCCUUGGGGCUUUGUUGUUUGAACUCUUAACAGGAAUGCCACUGUGGCAGCUCCAUCCAGCAGGAAUCCAUUCUCACACCCAGCUGAUCAUCCCCAACCACCUGAGCGCUGCAGCUGCGUCUCUGCUCACAGAGUUGCUUCAGUUUGACGCUGGCUAUCGCUUGGGUUCUGGAGGCGGAGGCGUGAGUGACAUCAAGUGUCAUCCCUUCUUCAGCAGCGUCUCCUGGAAGGCGUUGAGCUGCUAGCAGGUGCAGCUGCCUCACCUCUGACCUCUGUUCUGCAUUGGAGCUGAACACUGACUCCUCGUGUGGCCAAAGCACCAGAACCUUGUUCCCUUUGUUUCACAAAGAAAAAUGACAAUAAAAACGGAAUGUCGCAUCCAAAACAUGAAAUUAAUUUAUUACUUCACUUCGGAGACUCAUGAUUGCAAUUUAAGUACUUUUGAUGCAAUUUGGGAAUAUUUACAUUUUAUAGUAUCCAUGCAUGAAAAAACUGACACCAUAUUAGUGUACAUUCUGACAAUUACCAAUGUUUGGAGUGUCCACCAUUAAAUUCUGUAAAAUAACAAGAAUAUCAGGCAAUAAAUUGUUACCUCUUCUCGA
Molecule: messenger RNA, 2959 nt
Organism: Cyclopterus lumpus (lumpfish)
Lineage: Eukaryota; Metazoa; Chordata; Actinopteri; Perciformes; Cyclopteridae
Gene: rps6kl1
Product: ribosomal protein S6 kinase-like 1
Exons: 12
Coding region: 236-2602 (788 amino acids)
Biological process (GO): protein phosphorylation
Molecular function (GO): ATP binding; protein kinase activity
Source: RefSeq, a predicted model, not a curated record